Molecule: messenger RNA, 4804 nt
Organism: Marmota flaviventris (yellow-bellied marmot)
Lineage: Eukaryota; Metazoa; Chordata; Mammalia; Rodentia; Sciuridae
Gene: Inppl1
Product: inositol polyphosphate phosphatase like 1
Biological process (GO): negative regulation of insulin-like growth factor receptor signaling pathway; phosphatidylinositol dephosphorylation; regulation of immune response
Cellular component (GO): cytosol
Molecular function (GO): protein binding; inositol-polyphosphate 5-phosphatase activity
Source: RefSeq, a predicted model, not a curated record
GGCGGCGGCGGCGGAUGGCCAUCUUAAGUGGCCGCCUAGAGUCCAGGGCUGCUUCCCGGGGCAAGGAGGCACCCAAGCAGCCCCGAAGUUGAGGCCGGCGCUGCAGGCGGCGGCGGCUGCGCGGCGAAUCAGGCGGCCUGAGCGGCGGAGUGCGGAGUCCUGAUCCCUGGCUCUGUCCGGCCCGCGGAUCCUCAGGCCCGGGACCCGGGCGCGGCCCCAGCGUCGGCCCUGAACUUCCCGGGGCGGAUGGCGCGGGGUGGCAGACGCGGGCGGCGCUGAGCCCUCCGCGGGCUAUGGCUUCGGCGUGUGGGGCACCCAGCCCGGGGAGCGCGGGGUCCGGGGGCGCGCUGGGCAGCCCGGCUCCUGCCUGGUACCACCGCGACCUGAGCCGCGCUGCAGCGGAGGAGCUGCUGGCCCGGGCGGGCCGCGAUGGCAGCUUCCUGGUCCGAGACAGCGAGAGCGUGGCGGGGGCCUUCGCACUCUGCGUCCUGUAUCAGAAGCAUGUACACACAUACCGCAUCCUGCCUGAUGGAGAAGACUUCCUGGCUGUGCAGACUUCACAGGGUGUGCCUGUGCGCCGCUUCCAGACCCUGGGCGAGCUCAUUGGCUUGUAUGCCCAGCCCAAUCAGGGCCUGGUGUGUGCCCUACUGCUGCCUGUAGAGGGGGAGAGAGAGCCAGACCCACUGGAUGACCGUGAUGUCUCAGAUGGGGAGGAUGAAAAGCCCCCACUGCCCCCGCGCUCUGGCUCUACCAGCAUUUCUGCCCCCACGGGACCUAGCAGCCCCCUGCCAGCCCCUGAGACUCCCACAACUCCAGCUGCUGAGAGCGCUCCCAAUGGGCUGAGCACCAUUUCCCAUGAGUAUCUGAAGGGCAGCUACGGGCUGGACCUGGAGGCUGUGCGGGGCGGAGCCAGCAACCUGCCCCACCUCACCCGCACUCUUGCCACCUCCUGCCGGAGACUGCACAGUGAGGUGGACAAGGUCCUGUCGGGUCUGGAGAUCCUGUCCAAGGUGUUUGACCAGCAGAGCUCGCCCAUGGUGACUCGCCUUUUACAGCAGCAGAACUCAUCACAGACUGGGGAACAGGAACUAGAGAACCUGGUACUGAAGUUGUCAGUGCUAAAGGACUUCCUGUCAGGCAUCCAGAAGAAGGCCCUGAAGGCACUACAGGACAUGAGUUCCACAGCACCUCCAGUUUCGCUGCAGCCAUCUACACGUAAGGCCAAGACCAUACCUGUGCAGGCCUUUGAGGUGAAGCUGGAUGUUACCUUGGGUGACCUGACCAAGAUUGGAAAGUCACAGAAGUUUACGCUGAGCGUGGAUGUGGAAGGUGGGCGGCUAGUGCUGCUUCGGAGACAGCGGGACUCCCAGGAGGACUGGACGACCUUCACACAUGACCGAAUCCGCCAGCUCAUUAAGUCCCAGCGUGUCCAGAACAAGCUGGGUGUUGUGUUUGAAAAGGAGAAGGACCGGACCCAGCGCAAGGACUUCAUUUUCGUCAGUGCCCGGAAGCGGGAAGCCUUCUGCCAGCUGCUGCAGCUCAUGAAGAAUAAGCACUCCAAGCAAGACGAGCCUGAUAUGAUCUCUGUCUUCAUAGGCACCUGGAACAUGGGAAGUGUGCCACCUCCAAAAAAUGUGACAUCUUGGUUCACAUCAAAGGGUCUGGGGAAGACCCUAGAUGAGGUCACAGUGACCAUACCCCAUGACAUCUAUGUCUUUGGGACCCAGGAGAACUCAGUGGGCGACCGAGAGUGGCUGGACCUGCUGCGUGGGGGCCUCAAGGAGCUUACAGAUUUGGAUUACCGCCCGAUUGCCAUGCAGUCGCUGUGGAACAUCAAGGUGGCUGUGCUCGUCAAGCCAGAGCAUGAGAACCGCAUCAGCCAUGUCAGUACAUCCAGUGUGAAAACUGGCAUCGCCAACACCCUGGGGAACAAGGGAGCCGUGGGUGUCUCCUUCAUGUUCAAUGGCACCUCAUUUGGCUUUGUGAAUUGCCAUCUCACCUCGGGAAAUGAGAAGACUGCCCGGCGGAACCAGAACUAUCUGGACAUCCUGAGGCUGCUCUCGCUGGGUGACCGGCAGCUCAGUGCAUUUGACAUCUCUCUGCGUUUCACUCACCUCUUCUGGUUUGGGGACCUCAACUAUCGCCUGGACAUGGAUAUCCAGGAGAUACUGAACUACAUCAGCAGGAAAGAGUUUGAGCCUCUGCUCCGGGUAGACCAGCUCAACUUGGAGCGGGAAAAGCACAAGGUUUUCCUUCGGUUCAGUGAGGAGGAGAUCUCUUUUCCACCCACUUACCGCUAUGAGCGGGGUUCCCGGGACACAUAUGCCUGGCACAAGCAAAAGCCAACUGGAGUCCGGACCAACGUGCCCUCAUGGUGUGACCGGAUUCUAUGGAAGUCCUACCCUGAAACCCACAUCAUCUGCAAUUCCUAUGGUUGCACUGAUGACAUUGUCACCAGCGACCAUUCCCCUGUGUUUGGGACAUUUGAGGUUGGAGUUACCUCUCAGUUCAUCUCCAAGAAAGGGCUCUCGAAGACUUCAGACCAGGCCUACAUUGAGUUUGAGAGCAUCGAGGCCAUUGUGAAGACAGCCAGCCGCACCAAGUUCUUCAUUGAGUUCUAUUCCACUUGCCUGGAGGAGUACAAGAAGAGUUUUGAGAAUGAUGCCCAAAGCAGUGACAACAUCAACUUCCUCAAAGUGCAGUGGUCUUCACGCCAGCUGCCCACGCUCAAGCCCAUUCUGGCUGACAUUGAGUACCUGCAAGACCAGCACCUUCUGCUCACAGUCAAGUCCAUGGAUGGCUAUGAAUCCUAUGGGGAAUGUGUGGUUGCACUCAAAUCCAUGAUUGGCAGCACAGCCCAGCAGUUUUUGACCUUCCUGUCCCAUCGCGGCGAGGAGACAGGCAAUAUCCGUGGCUCCAUGAAGGUGCGGGUGCCCACGGAACGCCUGGGCACCCGUGAGCGGCUCUACGAGUGGAUCAGCAUUGAUACGGAUGAGGCUGGAGCAAAGAGCAAAGGCCCGUCUGUGUCCCGAGGCAGCCAGGAAUCCAGGUCAGGGAGCCGCAAGCCAGCCUCCACAGAAGGCUCCAGCCCAUUGUCCAAGUUAUUUGAAGAGCCAGAGAAACCACCGCCAACUGGGAGGCCCCCAGCCCCGCCCCGAGCAGCUCCCAGGGAGGAGCCCUUGAACCCCAGGUUGAAGCCAGAGGGGGCUCCUGAGCUGGAAGGGGUGGUGGCCCCCGCACCCAAGAACAGCUUCAAUAAUCCUGCCUACUACGUCCUUGAAGGGGUCCCACACCAGCUGCUGCCCCUGGAGCCACCCUCACCUGCCAGGGUUCCAGUCCCACCUACCACAAAGAACAAAGUUGCCAUCACAGUGCCUGCUCCACAGCUUGGACGCCACCGGCCCCCUCGGGUGGGAGAGGGGAGUUCAUCAGAUGAAGACUCUGGGGGUACUCUGCCCCCUCCAGAUUUUCCACCUCCACCACUGCCAGACUCAGCCAUUUUCCUGACCCCCAACCUGGAUCCUUUGUCAGUACCAGGGGUCCGGGGACGCAGUGGAGGUGAGGGCCGAGGCCCACCACCUCCCAAAGCCCAUCCAAGGCCCCCACUACCCCCAGGCCCCUCAUCUGCCAGCACUUUCCUAGGGGAGGUAGCAAGUGGGGAUGACCGGUCCUGCUCAGUACUGCAGAUGGCCAAGACUCUAAGUGAGGUGGAUUAUGCUCCUGCUGGGCCUGGACGCUCAGCGCUUCUCCCAAGCCCCUUGGAGUUGCAGCCACCCCGUGGACUGCCCUCCGACUAUGGCCGGCCCCUCAGCUUCCCUCCACCCCGCAUCCGGGAGAGCAUCCAAGAGGACCUAGCGGAGGAGGCACCGUGCCCGCAGGUCGGGCGGGCCGGCGGCCUGAGUGAGGCAGGUAUGGGUGCCUGGCUGCGGGCCAUCGGCUUAGAGCGCUAUGAGGAGGGCCUGGUGCACAAUGGCUGGGACGACCUGGAGUUUCUCAGUGACAUCACAGAGGAAGACCUGGAGGAGGCUGGGGUGCAGGACCCUGCUCACAAGCGCCUCCUUCUGGACACAUUGCAGCUCAGCAAGUGACAGCGGAGGCUCGGCAAAGCCGCCAACUCGGCGCCUCUCCCCUGCUACGAAGGCUGGAGUAGCUAGCCCCUGGCUAGAAAAUUCUGAGGGGGUGGGGCAAUAUCUUUCUGCCUAUUUAUUGGGGAAUCCGCAUUCCCCACUGCCCAGUCAUUUGGAAUGCCCUAAUUAGGACAUCCUGCCCCUCCCUUUUAGGCCCAGGGCUGCAGAGGUCUGUAGCCUGCAGUGUGCAGUCCUAUUUUUCUAGACCCCUCUUCUCAGCCCCAGGGGUGCAAAUGGGGUAUAGUUGUACAUCUGGGCCCCAACUUUCAUCACUGUUUUCUGCUGCCCUCCCCCGAGCCUGACCCACAGGUGGGACCUCCCCCUAAUUUCUGCAGGGGCAUCCGUCCGGAAAUGAAGGAAGAGCCCGAGGAUCGGGCUGGGGUUUAUUUAAACUAUGUGUGGGUUUGGGGAGGGAGGGCACUUUAUUAUUAUGGGUGGUGGCGGGGGGCAGGACCUCGACCAUAAAGUGCUAGUUUGCUUAGUUCUCAAUUCUCCUGGUCUGUAACACCCUGCGCUAGGAAUGCGUGGUGGCCAUGAAGGGAGAGAGGGCCCCUUGCUGGCUUCAACCGCAACGGGGUCAGGGUUCUUGCAAGCAGCCUAGUCUUACUCUGCACCCUCAGAAGGGUUGCCAGCGUUGAUGUCUUCAAUAAAUUAAGUUUUAUUUGGAUUGAGCAAAA